AUGUCUCAAACUCAUGCGACAAGUGACUCUUAUGACAUGAAACAUGUUCUUGAAGCAUUAACAGGCGCCAUUGAUCGCAUGGCUCAGAGAAUUGAUACACUGGAGGAUAAGGUGGAGCAAUCAACCCUAGGCAAGAAUGCCUCCAAGAGACCACCAUAUGUGGAGGAGUUAGGUGAUUCGAACAAUGAGGAGGACAUGGCAGAUGGAAACCGAUUCCGGCAUUAUAAACGCAUCCCUAAUCAAGGGGAUGAUGAACUAAAGGGAAUCAAGUUCAAAAUUCCUACCUUCCCAGGGAAGUCGGACUCUGAAGCAUAUUUGGAAUGGGAGAGGAAGAUUGAGAUGCUCUUUGACUGCAACCACUACUCAGAGUCCCAAAAAGUGAAGUUGGCAACCAUUGAGUUCACUGAAUACACAGCCGUUUGGUGGGAUCAGAUUCGCACCAGACAAAGGAGAAAUGAAGAACCACUCAUUCGCACUUGGGAAGAACUCAAAAGGAUCAUGAGGAAGCCCUUCAUACCAGCGUAUUACCACAGGGAUUUGCACCAUAAAUUGCAAACUCUCACCCAAGGAAGUUUGACAGUUGAGGAUUACUUCAAGAAGAUGGAGAUGGCCAUGCUACGGGCUGAUGUUCGGGAGGAUAUAGAAGCAACCAUGGCACGUUUCUUGAGAGGACUACACGCUGAAAUUGCCGAUGUUGUGGAGCUCCAACAUUAUCUUGACAUGGAUGAAUUAUUGGACAAAUCUGUGAAGGUGGAAAGGAGGCUCAAGAGGAGGGGUAUUCCCCACCAAAGCUCCAGCGUCCAAUUUGGAAAUUGGAGAACUCCACCAUAUAAAGGCGAGAUUACCCACACGAGCGAGCAAAAGUCAGCCACGGCAAGUGGGAUUUCGAAUGGAGUAUGGGUGCCUGGUUCGUCAUCUUCAAAACCGACCCAAAGGGCCGAAUUUAAGGCUGAUCUAGGGGCAUCUAAACCUAGAAACCACGACACUAAGUGCUUUAAGUGUCAAGGUUUCGGCCACAUCGCGUCCCAACGCCCAAACCGAAGGGCCAUGCUCAUGCUUCCAAGUGGUGAAGUGCUAACGGAUGAGGAGGAUGAGUAUGAAGGCAUGCCACCAUUGGUUGAGAAAGAAGAGAUAAUUGCCCCUAACCAACCAGUUGGACUAGGCCUUGUUACAAGGUUGGCAUUGAGUGCUCAACGCACAAAUGAAGAAGAGCAGCGUACCAACAUCUUCUACACCCGAUGUCUAGUUAACGGGAAAGUUUCUGUGAAGUUUAACAUUGGGAGAUAUGAGGAUGAGUUGGUAUGUGACGUGGUUCCUAUGCAAGCUGCCCAUCUUAUUCUUGGAAGACCUUGGCAAUUUGAUUGUGAGGUUACUUAUGAAGGUUGUUCGUGGUCAGAUAUCCUUCAUCUUGCAGUGUGCAAUACCCGCAACCAUAGAAAUCUGCGAAGAGAGUUUGCUGGUCAAGUAAUUCCAACCAACACUAGUCGAGUUACAUUGGCCUUUGAUGCAGUUUUUGCACGUCUUGAUGCGUACAACUCGCAGCCCAACCAAACCUUGGUUCACCGGGCAUCCGCUCACGAUCCACUCAUAGGGUUGAGACGUCGCUUGUGUGACCAUUUUCAUGGAAAUCGUGCUAUCCGCAACAUGUAUCUACCACCACCACGAGUUGUCCUUGUUCCACACAAGGAUGUCAUGAUCAUUCUUCGCUUAAGACGGCGACAUGCAGGCUGCUUGAACGAAGUACAGAGGCUGCAACUUGAGGCUCGAAUUUGA
This is a messenger RNA of Coffea arabica (coffee), 1773 nucleotides long. The record is from RefSeq and is a predicted model, not a curated record. Lineage: Eukaryota; Viridiplantae; Streptophyta; Magnoliopsida; Gentianales; Rubiaceae.